AUGGCUGGAAGCAUCACCAAACCCAAGAAGCCCAAGUCCAAGAGGACCCCCGUCCGCUUACGGCACAAGAUCGAGAAGGCCUCCGCCGCGAAGCAGCGCAAGGCCAGAAAGGAGGCCAAGAAGAACCCGCAAUGGCGCUCCAAGUUAAAGAAGGACCCCGGCAUCCCCAACCUCUUCCCCUACAAGGAGAAGAUCCUGCAAGAGAUUGAGGAGGGCCGCCGGAGGAAGCAGGAGGAGAUCCAGAAGCGCCGCGAGAUGGCCAAAGCCGCCAAGACGGGAGCGAACGCCGAGGGCGAGGACGAGGACGAAGUCGACAUGGACGGCGCCGAUGGCGAGGGCUUCGAGGGCUUCGCCGAAGACGACGACAUGAUGGACGAUGACGAGGCCGGCGACGACUCCAACCCCAUGGCCGCACUCAUCGCCAGCGCGAGGAGAGCUGCCGAGAAGUACGACCGCCAACUGCAGAGCGGCAGCGAGAUGGACGAUGACGAGGACUCGUCGGACGAAGACGAUGAGUUCGCCGCUGGCACUGGCGAGGCAGUCGGCCCGGCCACAUCGCGGAAAGCAUUCGACAAGGUCUUUAAGCAGGUCAUCGAGCAGGCCGACGUUGUCCUCUACGUCUUGGAUGCGCGCGACCCGGAGGGUACACGGUCCAGAGAGGUGGAGCGCCAGAUCAUGGCUGCUGCCAGCGGUGGGAAGCGGUUGAUGUUGGUCCUGAACAAGAUCGACUUGAUCCCCCCUCCCGUUCUCAAGGAGUGGCUCACAUACCUGCGGCGAUACUUCCCUACACUCCCGCUGCGCGCAUCUGGCUCGGCGCCGAAUGCGCAGACCUUCAAUCACCGUGACCUUACCGUGCAGAGCACUUCGGCGACACUUUUCAAGUCGCUCAAGUCCUUCGCUGCAUCGAAACAGCUCAAGCGCGCGGUGUCAGUUGGUGUCAUUGGUUACCCCAACGUUGGAAAGUCAUCUGUUAUCAACGCAUUGCUUUCUCGUCUGGGUGGCAAGAGCACCGCGUGCCCGGCCGGAGCUGAGGCCGGUGUCACCACCAGCAUCCGGUCCGUCAAGAUCGACAGCAAGCUGACCCUGCUUGACUCGCCCGGUAUUGUCUUCCCUUCGGCCAAGGACGGAGAGUCUGCCGCGAAGAAGAAGAAGGACCCCAUUGAGGCCCACGCCAGUCUGGUUCUCCUCAACGCGGUGCCGCCCAAGGAGAUUGAAGACCCCAUGCCUGCAGUCAGCCUACUGCUGAAGAGGCUAGGGACAACACCCGACCUUCUCCAGAAGCUUUUGGAUGUCUACGACUUGCCACCUCUUUUGAGCACUGAUGGCGAUACCACGACAGACUUCUUGGUCCAGGUGGCGCGCAAGCGAGGCAGACUUAACCGUGGCGGUAUCCCCAACCUCACCUCCGCCGCCAUGACCGUCGUCACGGACUGGCGAGAUGGCCGCAUCCAGGGCUGGGUGAAUGCUCCCGUCCUGGCCGUCACCACCGACGCCUCUGCCAAGGCUCCGGAGACCGCCUCAUCGGAUUCCGUGCCCAUGGCCGAUCAUAAGCAGAUUGUGACGGAGUGGGCGAAGGAGUUCAAGCUGGAUGGCUUGUGGGGUGACGAUGAGGAGUCGAAGAGUGCAGACGCGAUGGAGCAGUAA
Messenger RNA from Neoarthrinium moseri, 1644 nucleotides. RefSeq lists its product as uncharacterized. The record is from RefSeq and is a predicted model, not a curated record. Gene Ontology annotation, molecular function: GTP binding. Gene Ontology annotation, cellular component: nucleolus. The transcript is spliced from 2 exons. Bases 1 to 1644 code for a protein of 547 amino acids. NCBI's taxonomy places the organism in Eukaryota, Fungi, Ascomycota, Sordariomycetes, Amphisphaeriales, Apiosporaceae.